GUCUGACGCUGCAGGAUGGAGCUCGCUGCUCUCCCAGCCCCCAGGCCGCAGCCGCCCCUCCCCGGGUCCCGGGCCCGGCCGGGCCCGCAGCGGCGGGCGGGGCGGGCACAGCGGCGCUCCGCAGGGCGCAGGCGCGGGCCGCGGCGGGGCCGCAGCGGCGCAGGCGCGGCGGGGCCGCGGGAUCCCGGCAGGCUCGAGGGCGGCGGGGCGCGGUGCGGGCCCAGCAUGUCGGAGAAAAAGCAGCCGGUGGACCUGGGGCUCCUGGAGGAGGACGACGAGUUUGAGGAGUUCCCGGCUGAAGACUGGACUGGUUUAGAUGAAGAUGAAGAUGCACAUGUCUGGGAAGACAACUGGGAUGAUGACAACGUAGAAGAUGAUUUCUCCAAUCAGUUAAGAGCUGAAUUAGAAAAACAUGGAUACAAGAUGGAAACAUCAUAGUUUUUGCAGAAUAUGGAGUGGUUUAACACUGAACUGUGGAUAGACUUUAUUGAGAAAAGAAGAAAAGACGGAAAAUGAGAAGACACAGUUCAUUAUCUGCUUGGAUUUAUUAUUGUUUUAUAUAAAAAAUAAAGUUUUUAAUCUUA
Prinia subflava (tawny-flanked prinia) is the source of this 584-nucleotide messenger RNA. It is a transcript of the gene SEM1, whose product is annotated as SEM1 26S proteasome subunit. The coding region runs from base 16 to 438 and encodes 140 amino acids. Gene Ontology annotation, cellular component: proteasome complex; proteasome regulatory particle, lid subcomplex. Lineage: Eukaryota; Metazoa; Chordata; Aves; Passeriformes; Cisticolidae. The record is from RefSeq and is a predicted model, not a curated record. The transcript has 3 exons. Gene Ontology annotation, biological process: double-strand break repair via homologous recombination; proteasome assembly; mRNA export from nucleus.